AUGGAGCCCACUUCGCCAUGGAAAAGGCCCAGCGAUGUAAUGAGACUGCACAAGAUGAAAAAACGAAAAAUAGCGUUACAGGAACGCAUGAAGCAACCAUCUCAGCCAGCUGCAGAGCCAUCAAGCAGUCAAAAACAUGUUGAUUUAGAUUUUUCAAGAUUAUUAGAGGGAGAGAAAAGGAAAAAUCCAUUUUCGAAGAAUAAGCCACAAGAAAAAAAGCCAAGAUUACAAGUAGAUGAUCAACUAGAUGAGUCCAAUGACAAGACGCUGUACGCUUUACUGAACCUGCCAGCUAAAGUACAGGAGAAACCAGUCAAAGAUUUAGACACGGAGAAAUUGUCCACAUUCUCCAAUCUAUUACAGAAGUUCACAGCCGAACAUUCUGUGGAGCCUAUUCCUGAGAAGAAAUACAAGCAUAUACCCAUUGAUUGGGCGUUAAAAACUAAGUUACGAUUAAUGUCACCAAAGCCAUUUGCAUGGACUUCUAAGUUAAAAGCAAGUGAAGAAGCUUCAGGGAUAACUGGCUUCGUCCGCUGCCUCGACACGACCACAUCGCCCACGUUGGACACGUCACCGCGCGCUCGCUUCCACCAAGCAUGCCUUUACUGGCAGCACCCACACCUGCCCUGGCUGGACCUAUACCCUCGGUCCUCGGGGAAGGUCGCAGCGACCAGCUUCAUGGCAACUAAUGAAGAUGUCAAGCAAGCCCUACAUAGAGAGUGGACGGAAAGCUUUAGAUCAUUAUUCCAGUUGCUACGUGCGCGUCAUUGUCCGUACUUCUACGUGUGUGCGAAUACGUUCACGUGUCUGUUCCGUGCGGCGGGAGUGUGUGGCGUGUCGGAGCCUUGCGUGUUGAUCGCACCCACUACGAGAGGAUUCCGGCAAACUCUGCGACAGGAAGAUGUGGAAUACACGAUGCCACUACGGCCAGACAGCAAAAAGAAGCUAAACACGUCAGAUGAAGACAGACCAAAGAAUGCGUCGUUCGACAGUUGUUACGACACCAUGGACGACAAGAUGUCGCAGGAUGGACAGGACAAGAAGGAAGACGAGGACGAUGAUGAUCCCGACCAGUUCCUCUCACAAAUGGGCUUCGAAACUGAAGUUAUUAAGAAAAUUAAUAUUACGCAGGCUCGAAUAACCCACAGUGCAGAAAGCAGUGUGGACAGCGCGGCGGAGUCACUUGUAUUCGUGCGAGGGGCAGAUGCGCAGGCAUUGUUCAAUUUUUUACUCAACUGCAAGUCCAUUGUGAGCCCCACCGGGCCGUUCGCGGGGGUACCGCCUACUUUAUUAUCUCCGACGGCCUUCCAUGGAGGGACACUGCAGUCUUUGAAAGUGCGUGAAAACACAAUACAUUCCGAUAGUAAUAAGUACUACUCAAUAGAACUGCGCGGCCCGAUACUGCCGACAACAGUACAUACUUUGUUCAACGUGUUGAAGACCAGUUCCUCGGCGCAGUUCAGUGCCACCUUCGCACAUCAUCAGCCCACGCUGGCUUUUUCAUGGGCCGCCCGUAAUAUAGCUGAAGAUGAAUCUUCAAAAGAAAACGAGCCAAACCACUUUACCAAAGCAUUUAACAAGGAGAACCUCUCAGACUGUGGUAUCAGUGAGGAGAUGUUGCAACACUUCUGUUCAUCAGACCCUGAUGUCGUGAAACCUUUAGACUGUGUCAAGUAUAACACGGAGGACGACACUUACAUGUGGUGA
This is a messenger RNA of Spodoptera littoralis (African cotton leafworm), 1707 nucleotides long. Lineage: Eukaryota; Metazoa; Arthropoda; Insecta; Lepidoptera; Noctuidae. The record is from the annotation of a GenBank genome assembly.